This is a messenger RNA of Herpailurus yagouaroundi (jaguarundi), 3832 nucleotides long. RefSeq names its product formin-like protein 6. The record is from RefSeq and is a predicted model, not a curated record. Bases 2189 to 3184 code for a protein of 331 amino acids. The transcript is spliced from 2 exons. NCBI's taxonomy places the organism in Eukaryota, Metazoa, Chordata, Mammalia, Carnivora, Felidae.
CCGCCGCCCGGGAAGCCGCGGCCCGGGCAGCCCCGUCCCCGCCCGCCGCCGGCCCUGAGUCACCGGCCGGGCGGGGGUGGAAGUAACGGACGGGGGGCGCCGGGCGCGCUCCUCGCCUUAUUUAGUCAAGGAGGCCGCCGAUUGGCCGGCGGAACAAAGGGGCGGUGGCGGGCGGCCGGGGCGGGAGCGGAGGGGGCAGCGGCUGGCCCCCGCCCCCACCCCCGGCCGCCCGCGACCCCACAGCUCCGCUGCCGGCGCGGCCCCGAGGAUGGGGGUGGGGCUACCCGUGCCCGCGCCCCCCCCCCCCAGGUCCGGCGGCUGCAGGGGGUGCGGGGGAUGCGGGGCUGGGUCGCCUCCCGGCGGGGGAGGAGGGGAGUGACGGCCCUUCUGGGAAGCACCGCCGGGAGCCGGGAGUACGUGGACGCGGAGGAGCCCUGCCCCAGUUCAGUGCUGGCUUUGGGCGAUUUAUUGUGACUUUGCUGCAUUUCAUUUUAUCUUCCAUGCGUUUAAUGGCUGAGGAAAUAGCGGGACGGGGAGGUGGGGUCACCUUGCAGGUAACUGUGGUGGGGCUGAGACUUAGCUCGAGGCCUUGCCUCCGGGUCCUGGGCACUGCCUGGCAACCCCACGUCGCUGUCAUCUCCCUGCUCUCUUCAGGGAUGGUCCCCAGGACUUAUGCACUUGGUAGCGUGGCCACCAGCCCACCUGCACCCCCUACUCACCCUGCUAGCCUCCUACCUCUAGCCACCUCCCAACUAGUCAUUACUUGUCAGGCACACAGGGCAGGUGACUUGGUGAUGGGUCGGCGCCCCCAGCCUUUGGCCUGGCCAUUCCCACCUGCGAGGAAUGCCUUGCCUUCUCCAUGCAAAUGCGACGUGGGAUCCUGGUUUGGAUCCUGGGACACAAAAAAAGAAGGCAGCGGAAGAGGCAGUGAAAUCUGAGUAAAGUCUGGAGUUUAACACCAAGUGCCAAAGUUCCUCGCGGUGACAGCUGAACCACGCCUGUGUAAGUUGUUACCUUAAGAGAAACUGAGUGGGGAGGCUACAGCAAAGCUCACGCGAUCUUUGCUACUUUUCUGUAAAUCUAACAUUAUAAUAAAAACUUCAUUUUAGAACAUCUAUGGAAAAGCAAAGUUUCCCUACCCGUAGGUCCCUGUCUGGUUCUCCCAGGCCUGUGGACAGAUCAAAGGCAGGAUGAUUCUUCUUCUGCUUGUGUCUGCAGGGCGCUGGGCAGUCUCCCGUGGAGAGGGGGGCAGGCUUGGGCGGCUAUGUCUGUCUGUCUGUCUGUCGGGAACAGUGGUCUUGAGGGCUGCCGAGGUAGACAAGGCCAAGUUCCUGCUGGCGUGGCCUGCUUGCGUCUGAGUUUCAACUCCAAGGGCAAGGUCAGGGCCACAUACUUCUGGCCUCGUGCCCAGUGGGGGCCGUUCUGAGGGCACCGUGUCUGCUGCGGCACACCUGGAAGCUGGGGCUCCAGAUCCUCUCCCUGCAGAGCCUUCUGGUGGCUGGCCAUUUGGUCAUGUGCACUGCUGUGCGGGAGCCAGGCGCCGCCAGCUUAUCACCGCCGCUCGUCCUGCAGCCGGAAGCUGUGAACCAGGCCUCUGCAUGUGCCUGGGGAGGUGCCCUGAAACCAUACCGUUUUGCAGGUGGGGAAAACAGGAUUGCAGGGUACGCUCCCCACACGCAGUGUGGAGAGACAGGUGUACAGAGACAGCCAGGCCAAGAGUCCCUGGGCCCCUCCCUCCUUAACCUUACCCACUGCUCCAGCAGAGGAGGGUUCCAGGCAUUUCAAAGAUGGGUGGGCCCCCGUGGAGUUUAUCAGAGCUUCUGUCUCCCCAUCCUGAUGCAGCAGGAGCCAAGGAGGCCCCGGGAAGAGCACUGGGCGAGGAGUCAGGACCUGGGUUCUGGGCCAGGCUCAGCCUGUGCCAGCUGUGACCUCCCACUGCCCCCUUCUGUAAAGAAGUGGGCUAGUCGUGCAGCCCAUCAGAGGCUCUGAGGCUGGCGGCCCUCUUGCGCUAGACGACAGGUCUAGGGACUGGAGGCCACUGGGAGGUGAAUCUUCCCUCCGCCCCAGGCCUCACUGCAGUUUUCUCAGCCUCGGGCUUUGAUGUCUCGGUGUUCGAGUUUUGGUUAAGAAACACUCAGGCGGCGCCUCUGUGUAUCAGACCCAAGAUUCCUGGGAGCAGCGGCCUUUGAUGGAGCAGCUGGCUCCUGGCUCUGCUUCUGAGGGCACUCUUCCAGGUCUCACUUCCUGGGCCUCAGCAGGUAGAGUGACAGCGCUCCCUAUACCACAGGGUGGGGGUGCGGGGCCCGAUACCGUGGCCCAGCAGUGGUCCGUCUGCUGCCCGUCACCUUUGCCAAGAAAAAUUAUGUCGUGGACUCACUGUGAGCCCGCCUCACAGCUGCCUCCCCAAGAGAUCACCGCUCGGUCUCUGCACGGCCCUUACUCUCCGGGAGCUGCACCCACAGAUUGCGGCGGGACCCCGAGGAUUCAACCCAGGAGUCCGGGCCUCCGGCUGCUUCGCAACAGCCCCGCCUCCGCUCGCAGCUCAAGCCAGACACCAGGUGCCCGCCAGCGACGGCACAUCCGUACGCCCCUGACCUGCCGUGCUGUCUGUCCAGCCGGGCUGCCCGCCUCCUGCUUCCACGGGAUCCAUGUUGCAAAUCAGCUCGCUCUGCUCCCCGGGCCUGCCACUGCCUCGAGACAGAGCCUGAGCCCUUACCCUUGUUUUGGAAGCUCUCUGGUGGCCCUGCCUGACCCCCCCCCCCCAACCCCUCACCUACUGCCUCUCUUGUUCACUGCCCUCCAACCUCAGUUGCUGGCUGGCUCUUCCUCUACAAGUUCUUCUGGUUGGCCGCCACUGCCCUGCAGGCCCCCAGACCUUGCCCUGGCCUCAGGUCCAGUCCCCCACCUCCUCCCUGAAUACUGGUUAUUCAUUGUUUGUCUGCCCCCACCCUCUGCCCCAGAGUUUCCCCGGGGAACAAUGGUGAAACUGGUGUCCCCUGCGACCGGAAUAACGCCUGGCACCUUUGUGGCUGCAGGACGCCUGAACGGAGUCAGAAAGAAUGAAGACGGAGCAGCCCCGGAGGGACCGUCACAGGGGGGCUGGGCGAGCUGUCUGUCCCCUACCCUGACUCCUGGAUAUGGCUCUAGGGCUGAGAGGGAAGGGUCGGCCUACCCCGGCUGGUAGGCUCGCAGGGCUGCAGGGGGCAGUGCUGAGGUGGUGGGGUAGGGCACCGAGAAAAGUGCGGGCUCACCCGCACCUCCCGCUCUGGCCCCGGCCUGUGGGGAACGCGCCCGGCCGGCCGAGCUCUCCCGACUGGGCCAGGGCCCCGCGCGGCAGGUGUCCCUAACGGCGGAGGCGGAGGGCAUGGAGGCGAUCAGGGCGGGACACCGGCAGGAGGCGGCUGCCCUGGGCGCCCCGUCCUCCCCGCCACUGUCGCGAGGGCUGCAGGGGGCGUGGACAGAGUGGGCCAGGCUAGGGUCGAGCCAGGGCUCCGGACCGGUCACCCGACCGCUUGUUGCGCCCUCGCUCCUCCGCCCAGACUUCCCGGGAAGGCUGCGCGGCGCGCGGGGGCCUGGCCGGCGAGGCGCGGGCGUGGCCCCGCCAGGCCCCGCCCACCCUCCUGGGGCUGGGUAUCGGGCGGGGCGGGAUGGGGGGCGAGGGCCCAACGCUUAGGGGGAGCCGAGGAACCCCCCCCCCCCGGUGGGUGGCGCCGCGUGUCGUUAUGGACAGGGUGCGGUGCCCGGCCACGAGACCACAAAUUCUCGCGCGCCCCUCCCCGCGCCUGGGCCCGGCCUCGCCUCCGGGAGCCGAGUCCCCGCGCCCUUGGGGGAC